UCCAUUUCUGCAAAGGGAAGUGACUCUGUGCUGCACGAGGAGCCUGAGAGAGUCUCAAAUAUAAAGUGAAAGAAGGAUUUGUGGCUGCUUUGUGCAGCUCAAAUCAAUUCAAGGAUGGAAUGUUGACCAGAUGAUGAAGUUAACUUGAUACAAUUUCAAUAGUACCAAUGUGUUAAUAUUAUACAAGCCAUGUCAGUUCAUUUUGAUGAAAGAAGUGGGACUGUUCGUUGCAAGACCCCAUGGGGUGAAUGGUAUCAGACCAUGGAAGAAAUUUUCAUUGAUGUCCAUGUUCCAGUUGGAACAUCUGCAAAAGAAAUCAGAUGUAGCCUGGGGAGUAAAGAUAUAGCAUUGUCUGUUAAGGGGCAAGAGAUAUUGAAGGGGAAGCUCUUCGAUUCUACUGUAUCUGAUGAAGGAACGUGGACUCUAGAGGAUAAGAAACAGAUCAGUAUUGUGCUAAGGAAAAGUAACCGCGAAGCUGGGAACUGCUGGUCCUCAUUGCUGGAAGGGCAAUAUCAUGCUGACCCCCUGCUGCAAGAUGAAAUGCAGAAGAAACUUACACUAGAGAGGUUCCAAAGGGAGCAUCCUGGCUUUGACUUUAGUGGGGCUGACAUUUCUGGAAACUAUGGCGGUGGAGGUCCAGAUUUCUCAAAUUUGGGAAAGUGAAGACAAUUCAAAGACAAAAUUGUUCCUGUAGAGUAAUACUGGACUUUGAGAGGAAAGGUACAGAAGACAAGCUGUUGGAAAUGCCUCUGCAGAACUCUGAAGCAAAACUUGCUGUGAAAAUAAGGAUGAAUUUGCAAAGCACACCGUUAUUAGUUGUAAACAACCCAGGAAUUUGUGUUUUUGAGGGAAAAAAGAAUACUGUUGUGUUGUGAAUGAUUGCAAAUUGCAGAAUGAUUUGAAAUGCACCACUAUUGGCCUUGCAAAACAGAUCUUGUUGCUACUGUCCCUCUGAAUUUCAAGGAAUACCUGGGUUUACAUUGUGAAUACAAUGAAACGAGUCAGUCAAAGUUCGGACAGCUAUUGGAUAUUGUAAGUAUGCUUUAAAUGGAGUGAUUAAUAGUCUUGACAUGCCACUCAACCUUGGAAACUCAGAAAGAGAACAAUUAAAAUUGGAAUCUCUCGAGGCUU
Messenger RNA from Chiloscyllium plagiosum (whitespotted bambooshark), 1131 nucleotides. It is a transcript of the gene nudcd2, whose product is annotated as NudC domain containing 2. NCBI's taxonomy places the organism in Eukaryota, Metazoa, Chordata, Chondrichthyes, Orectolobiformes, Hemiscylliidae. Gene Ontology annotation, cellular component: cytoplasm. Gene Ontology annotation, biological process: protein folding. The record is from RefSeq and is a predicted model, not a curated record.